Molecule: messenger RNA, 237 nt
Organism: Dibothriocephalus latus
Lineage: Eukaryota; Metazoa; Platyhelminthes; Cestoda; Diphyllobothriidea; Diphyllobothriidae
Source: the annotation of a GenBank genome assembly
AUGAUGUCUGAAGACUACCGGUAUCAGCUGCAGUUGCAAAAUGGCGAUGCUCACAUCGAAUUUUAUUCUGCCAUCUUCAACAUGGCCCUAAUUUCCAUUGAGAACAUCUUGGUUGGCGUGGGUCGUGAGCAACUUCAUACGUACAGAUUCCCUCUGCUUGACAGGAGCGUUGGAAAUCAGCUCCUCACUGAACUGCAGCGUGAGGUUUGCUACAAUGUUAUCGAGCUGGCAGCAUAG